Caenorhabditis elegans is the source of this 1200-nucleotide messenger RNA. It is a transcript of the gene lgc-18, whose product is annotated as Neurotransmitter-gated ion-channel ligand-binding domain-containing protein. Bases 1 to 1200 code for a protein of 399 amino acids. Lineage: Eukaryota; Metazoa; Nematoda; Chromadorea; Rhabditida; Rhabditidae. Gene Ontology annotation, biological process: monoatomic ion transport; monoatomic ion transmembrane transport. Gene Ontology annotation, molecular function: transmembrane signaling receptor activity; extracellular ligand-gated monoatomic ion channel activity; monoatomic ion channel activity. The transcript is spliced from 8 exons. The record is from RefSeq and is marked reviewed. Gene Ontology annotation, cellular component: synapse; membrane.
AUGCGGUAUGUUCUGAUAUUUGCGAUUAUUGAAAUCACUACUUGUUUUUAUCAAAAUGAAUCACUGUACGUUCCGGAAUGGAACAAUUUCUUGGAGAAUCAAGUUAAACUGAUCAAGGAUGUUUUUACAAACUAUGACAACACUCUCUCACCUGUUUAUACAAAAAUUGACCCCACACAACCAAUAGGAUAUAAUCCACUAGCACCGAAACGAUUCAAUUAUACUGUUAGUUUAUACUAUCUGAAAUUAGUGGAAGUGAUAGAGCCGGAAGAAAAAGUCUCGGUAGUUUUGGAAAUGGCAGAGUAUUGGUAUGAUCCUCGGAUAGCUUGGGAUUCUAGUUUAUACGGUGAUAUAAAAAUGCUUCACAUGCGACAAGAUAAAGUUUGGAGUCCCACAUUAAGUUUGUUUCGGAUAAAUGAUAUUGCGGAUUUUCGUGACCCGGAUUUCCGUAUGGUAUGCGUGGAGAAUACUGGUCAUACCUACACUACACUUUCAGUCAAAAUAUCACUGAAUUGCCCACUAGAUGUUUCAAUGUUUCCCUAUGAUUCUCAAACGUGCCGUAUUCAAUUUAAUAUGCCAUUGUUCUUUAUGCAACAAGUAGAAAUGUUCAGCCAAAUUUAUGAGGGGAUAUUAAAUUCAACAGUAUGGGAAAAAAUGGGAAACUCUGAAUGGGAAUUGGCAAACUUGACGCAUUCCGUAGAGCUAUUGAGUUACGGCGAUGGACUUGGAGAUAUGCAGCUGGCAACAUUUGAAAUCCGAAUCAGAAGGAACCCUAUGUAUUAUAUUUAUAUGAUUAUAUUUCCAUCUUUCAUUAUCAAUGCACUGUCAAUUAUUGGAGUUUUCUUGAAAAAAACCGACAAAAUGUCAAAGCUCAAUGUUGGUCUCACAAACAUCAUGACCAUGACUUUUAUCCUUGGAGUAAUGGCUGAUAAAAUUCCAAAAACCGGUUCAAUUCCUUUACUUGGAAUUUAUAUUAUUGUUAACUUGUUUAUUAUGAUUGUUGCUGUUGGACUGACAAUAGUACUUGCUGAAAUCCAGAAGUGCGCAAUUCCAAAGUUACGGAAAAAUAAAAGUAAAAUGAACCAAAAAUUGGAAUACGUGCUGGGUGAGCCACUGGAAACAAUUUGCAUGGUAAUCUUAGAGAUUUUCAACACUGCAAUUUUUAUGGUAAUGAUCGGUUUUUGGAUAAAUGAUAUAUAA